Messenger RNA from Zea mays, 855 nucleotides. RefSeq names its product E3 ubiquitin-protein ligase ATL4. The coding region runs from base 1 to 591 and encodes 196 amino acids. Gene Ontology annotation, molecular function: ubiquitin-protein transferase activity. The transcript is spliced from 5 exons. The record is from RefSeq and is a predicted model, not a curated record. Lineage: Eukaryota; Viridiplantae; Streptophyta; Magnoliopsida; Poales; Poaceae.
AUGGCUACCCCUCGUGGGAGGGAAGCUCUCAAGUUCUCCGGACAUGCUGUUGGCGGCUCCUCCAUAGACUCCCAACGGGCUGGACGGCGGUGCGGCCAUCACGAGCCUCCUGGUCCUGGACCCCUACUUCCGAGGAAAGAAGUCGAUGGCCGGAGAGACUAUAGGACGACGAGCACAGAAGACGGGCUAGACGGCAGCGCUGCCAUCACGGGCCUCCUGCUCCUAUGCCAGAGCCUACCAUGCCUCGGCACUUCACUGACCCUUAGACGAAAUGCCAACAGCUCUGGUAUUGAACAUUUAGCUGCUCAGAAGAAACGCAACAACACUGAAAAUGAGGGUGAAUAUAAGGUCCAUCGAUCUGAAUCAACUAAGAGUUUGUCUGCAAAAGCUUAUAGUAGCAGCUAUGCUGUUGUCGCUUCAGAAGAUGAGGAUGUCUGCCCUACUUGCCUGGAAGAAUACACGCCAGACAAUCCAAAAAUAAUAACCAAGUGCUGUCACCAUUUUCAUCUUGGUUGUAUUUAUGAAUGGAUGGAGAGAAGUGAUACAUGCCCAAUUUGUGGUAAGGAAAUGGAGUUUUGCGAGAGCCCAUGAUAGCCUUUCGGUUUACAUGAUCUCACAUGAAGUCUGAGCUGUAGGAAAUGGAGUUCUGUGAGAACUAAUGAUAGCCUUUCGAUUUACAUGAUCUCAGAUGGGAGCAAGGGAAACAUUCUACAGAGUACAAUAGAAUGCUGGAGAAUUGUAAAUAAUAGUUCCUUAUGCAUGCGAUGUCCAAAUAGAUCCCUUUCUCGAGAUCAGUUUCUUACAUGUACUGAGAUGGUUAUCUGUCUUACUAAAUUCAUGCUAGAAUUUGCUUGG